Messenger RNA from Empidonax traillii (willow flycatcher), 2510 nucleotides. It is a transcript of the gene GRHL1, whose product is annotated as grainyhead like transcription factor 1. The transcript is spliced from 16 exons. The record is from RefSeq and is a predicted model, not a curated record. Gene Ontology annotation, molecular function: RNA polymerase II cis-regulatory region sequence-specific DNA binding; DNA-binding transcription activator activity, RNA polymerase II-specific. Lineage: Eukaryota; Metazoa; Chordata; Aves; Passeriformes; Tyrannidae. Gene Ontology annotation, biological process: regulation of transcription by RNA polymerase II. The coding region runs from base 82 to 1971 and encodes 629 amino acids. Gene Ontology annotation, cellular component: nucleus.
GCCGACAAAAGCCGUGGGAGCGGCGGUGCAGGCGCUGCUCGUCCCGACCCGCCCGGCCAGUUCUGCCGCCCGCUGCCAGACAUGACACAGGACUACGACAAUAAAAGACCCGUGUUGGUUCUUCAGAAUGAUUCUCUCUACUCUCAGAGACGUCCUUACACCAAUGAAGAUGAGGCCUGGAAAACCUUUCUUGAAAAUCCCCUUACAGCAGCUACCAAAGCUAUGAUGAGCAUCAAUGGGGAUGAAGACAGCGCAGCUGCCCUGGGACUGCUGUAUGAUUACUACAAGGUUCCAAGAGAGAGGAGAUCUUCAACAGCUAAACCAGAGGUAGAACAUCCUGAACAAGACCAUAGCAAAAGGAACAGCAUCCCAAAUGUGACAGAACAGUCGCUCAUUUCUGCUGGAGAAAACAGAGUCCAGGUUCUGAAAAAUGUGCCUUUCAAUAUUGUCCUUCCACACACUCCCCAGAUGGGCAUGGACAAGCGAGGCCACCUCACAACCCCUGACACAACAGUCACCGUUUCGAUUGCCACAAUGCCCACCCAUUCCAUCAAAACGGAGACGCAGCCCCAUGGCUUUGCCGUGGGCAUCCCACCGAGUGUCUACCACCCCGAGCCCCCUGAGCGAGUGGUGGUCUUCGACAGGAACCUCAAUCCUGACCAGUUCAGUUCCAACACCCAGCCCCAAAACUCCCAGAGGCGAACACCAGACUCCACCUUCUCGGAGACUUUCAAGGAGGGCGUGCAAGAGGUUUUCUUUCCUACUGAAUUGAAUCUGCGAAUGGCCAACAUGAAUUCAGAAGACUAUGUUUUUGACAGCAUUUCUGGGAAUAACUUUGAAUACACUCUGGAAGCCUCCAAGUCCCUCCGACAGAAGCCUGGGGACAGCACAAUGACUUACUUGAACAAAGGUCAAUUUUACCCCAUCACGCUGAAAGAAGUCAGCAGCAGUGAAGGAAUCCAUCACCCCAUCAGUAAAGUCCGAAGUGUCAUUAUGGUCGUGUUUGCUGAAGACAAAACAAGGGAAGAUCAGCUCAGGCACUGGAAAUACUGGCACUCAAGGCAGCACACGGCCAAACAAAGAUGCAUUGACAUAGCUGACUACAAGGAGAGCUUUAACACCAUCAGUAACAUCGAGGAGAUCGCGUACAAUGCCAUAUCCUUCACUUGGGACAUCAAUGAGGAAGCGAAGGUUUUCAUUUCUGUGAACUGCCUCAGCACAGACUUCUCCUCUCAGAAGGGAGUUAAAGGCCUGCCCCUGAAUCUUCAGAUUGACACCUACAGCUACAAUAACAGGAGUAACAAACCUGUCCACAGAGCCUACUGCCAAAUUAAAGUCUUCUGUGACAAGGGAGCAGAGAGGAAGAUCAGGGAUGAAGAGCGAAAGCAAAGCAAAAGAAAAGGCAAGUGCACUGAUCCCAGCUCUCAGUUGAAUGCCUUUUCUGAUGUCAAAGUGCCUAUGCUUCCCUCACACAAACGUACCGACAUCACCAUCUUCAAGCCCUUCAUGGAUCUGGACACUCAGCCUGUCCUUUUCAUUCCUGACGUUCACUUUGCAAACCUCCAGCGUGGAGCUCACGUCCUUCCUGUUGCUUCAGAAGAACUGGAGGGUGAAAGCUCCAACCUGAAGAGAGGAGCUUAUAUUGGUGAAGAGGACUUCAUUGCUACUCCAAAUAAGAUGGCCAGAAUAGAAGAGCCAAAAAGAGUGUUGCUGUAUGUCCGAAAAGAGUCAGAGGAAGUGUUUGAUGCACUAAUGUUAAAGACACCAUCUCUGAAAGGCCUAAUGGAAGCGAUAUCUGACAAGUAUGACGUUCCUUUUGAUAAAAUAGGAAAAAUCUUCAAAAAGUGUAAAAAAGGAAUUCUGGUCAACAUGGAUGAUAACAUUGUGAAACACUAUUCUAACGAAGAUACCUUCCAGUUGCAGAUUGAAGAAGUUGGAGGAUCUUAUAAGCUCACUCUGACUGAGAUCUAAAAUCACAGAUCCUCUGUGGAUUUUAAACAAAGGUCUCAAGUGAACACUUUCCCAUAAUUCAGCAUGUUGGGCAAAACACUAAUGACCUUCUCCAGAAGAAAGCCAUGUGUUGACUUGUUCUGGGGAGCAGAGCAGUGGUUUUGCUUAAUACAUUUGUGUUUCUGUUCUUGCUCAUGACCUUGUUUGCACUUGAAAUGAGCGAGCAAAGAUCUGCAAUUAAAUGGAGAGCAUGUAUAUAUUUAUACUAGUGUAUAAAACACUAGUAAAUACAGGAGGGUAAAACUCCUGGAAGGUGGCCUUUUAGACUGGUGAUAUCUUAUUUAUCUAUUCAGUAACCAUGUUUGAGCCCUUUAUCAGCUAAUACCAUUUUACUGGACUGUUUUCUGCUAGGUACAGCUGCACAACUACUAAUUAAUAUUAGUAGGAGUUGCAUGCAGGUUGGACAAAAGUCUUUAUAAUGUUUACUUGUGACCAGGGCAGACUGUUGAAAUCCUUUGUGUCACUGUGGGGGAACAUAAAACUGCCUUGCUUAUGAAGAA